CCUCCGACCCUGAGCCCAGCGCGACCACGACCACCGGCAUGCAGGGAGAAGAGAGUCUCCGGAUCCUGGUGCCGACUGAGGGUGAGAGCCUUCCGCUGAUGGACAUCAAUACUUGCGAGACCGAGGCCCCUGAGCUGUGGGACUAUGUGUUUGUGGUCGAUCGUCGCACCCAGAGAAACCCCGGGCAGGUCCAGCGGCAGCGGCGGUUCCUGGAAGAGCUUGAGAACCAGGGCUUUCGCUACAAGGCAAUGGAGGACCAGGAGAAGGAGUUCUUCGGGAUCCGAGCUGACAAUAGCAUCUUUGACCGGUACUGGAGACUUACGGAGCCCGAGGACACUGUCCCCAGAGGGGAGCUGUCCAGGCCAACUUACAUCCAAGCCACCAACAGAAUCCGAAUUGUCGACUUUGUCCUGAACAGCAAGACGGCAGCGGGUGACACGCUCCAGGAUUUGGUGAAGGAUGGGGUCUUUGAGGCUGGGUUCCCCCUGCACGAGGGGGAGGCGCACCUAAAGAAGACAUGGGCCCGGUGGAGAAGCAUGUUCCAAAGGCAGCCAAUUAGUGACAUCAGGGACUACUUUGGAGAGAAAGUGGCCCUGUACUUCGCCUGGCUCGGCUGGUACACUUACAUGCUGGUGCCCGCCGCAGUGGUGGGCCUCAUCGUCUUCCUGAGCGGGUUUUCCCGAUUCGAAGCCAGCCAGAUAAGCAAGGAGAUCUGCAAGGCCCACGACAUCUACAUGUGCCCUCGAGGCGACCACAACCGCAGGUUCCAGCGGCUCUCAGACACCUGCGCCUAUGCCAAGCUCACCCACCUCUUCGACAACGAGGGCACCGUGCUGUUCGCCAUCUUCAUGGCGCUGUGGGCCACCGUGUUCCUGGAGCUAUGGAAGCGGGAGCGAGCCCAAGUGGUCCUUCAGUGGGAGCUGUACGGGUGGGACGAGGACCAGGAGGAAAUGGCUCUGGGGCUCAUCACCUGCCCGGACUACCAGCCGCCACUGCACCAGCACUCCUACCUGCGGAGCACCGUCAUCCUUCUCCUGUCCCUCCUGAUGAUCUGCCUCAUGAUUGGCAUGGCCCACGUCCUGGUGGUCUACCGAGUGCUGGCUGCCGCCCUCUUCAGCUCGGCCUUGCCCUUCCUGGGGGAGCAGGUGACCACGGCUGUGGUGGUGAGCGGGGCCCUGGUUCAGUAUGUGACCAUCAUCCUCAUGACCAAGAUCAACAAAUAUGUGGCCCUGAAGCUUUGUGACUUUGAGAAGCCCAGGACCUUUUCAGAGCGAGAGAGCAAGUUCACUGUCAAGUUCUUCACCCUGCAGUUCUUUGCUCACUUCUCCUCCCUGAUCUACAUCGCCUUCAUCCUGGGCAGGAUCAACGGUCACCCCGGGAAGACGGUGCGCCUGGCGGGGCUGUGGAAGCUGGAGGAGUGCCACCUCAGCGGCUGCAUGAUGGACCUGUUCGUGCAGAUGGCCGUCAUCAUGGGGCUGAAGCAAACGCUCAGCAACUGCGUGGAGUAUCUGAAGCCGUGGCUGGCGCACAAGUAUCGCUCCUUGCGGGCCCGGUCUCAGGACCCCGAUCUGGGCCACUGGCAGCGCAACUAUCGCCUGAACCCAGUCUACACCUUCAGCCUGUUCAACGAGUUCAUGGAGAUGAUGAUCCAGUACGGAUUCACCACCAUCUUCGUGGCUGCCUUCCCGCUCGCCCCGCUGCUCGCGCUCCUCAGCAACCUCGUGGAGAUCCGCCUGGACGCCAUCAAGAUGGUGCGGCUGCAGCGGCGCCUGGUGCCACGCAAGGCCAAGGACAUCGGGGCCUGGCUGCAGGUGCUGGAGAUCAUCGGUGUGCUGGCGGUCAUCGCCAACGGGAUGGUCAUCGCCUUCACGUCCGAGUUCAUCCCCCGCACGGUGUACAAGCACCACUACGGCCCCUGCCGGAGAGGUGCCCAGUCUGAAGUCGACUGCUUCACCGGCUAUGUCAACCACAGUCUGUCUGUGUUCUACACCAAAGACUUCCAGGACCCUGCCAAAAUCGAGGGCUGGGAGAACGUGACCGAGUGCAGGUACCGGGACUAUUUCUCUGCCCAGGACUCCAGCUUCUCAGAGCAGCACUGGUUCCUCCUGGCGAUCCGCCUGGCCUUCCUCAUCCUCUUCGAGCACGUGGCCUUAUGCAUCAAGCUCAUUGCGGCCUGGUUCGUACCCGAUGUCCCACAGUCCGUGAAGAAUGAAGUCCUGAAGAAGAAGUACCAGAGACUGGGGCAAAAAAAGCUGCAGCCCCAAGAGCACGGACGUGUAGGGGACCCGGCGCAGGUGGUGCCCGGAGGCCCACGACUCAGGAGCUGCCACACCACCUCCCACCCCAGCCUGGCUGGCUGUGUGUGGGGAGCUUUAAGAAGACCCGAGUGCGUGUGGGGGCCCUGGGGGCCCGUGUGUGUUUGGGGUGUCUGUGGACUGCACCCUUGUCCGUGGUCUGCGAGGCCUGCUCCAUGCGUUCGGGCUCAGGCUUGGCACUGUGACUUGAACUCUCAGGGACUCCUGCCAGCCCUAGAAGGGGAGGGCGGGCAGCGGCAGAGGCUCCUGCGCAGCCACAGUGCAGGGGGCCGCCCUCUCACUUCUGGGCCCCAGAUCUUGCCCCACCCCCUGGCUCCCUUCAACCAGCAGAAUUUUCUGUAA
This is a messenger RNA of Budorcas taxicolor (takin), 2657 nucleotides long. RefSeq names its product anoctamin 9 (gene ANO9). Bases 39 to 2657 code for a protein of 872 amino acids. The record is from RefSeq and is a predicted model, not a curated record. Gene Ontology annotation, molecular function: chloride channel activity; protein dimerization activity. The transcript is spliced from 24 exons. NCBI's taxonomy places the organism in Eukaryota, Metazoa, Chordata, Mammalia, Artiodactyla, Bovidae. Gene Ontology annotation, biological process: chloride transmembrane transport. Gene Ontology annotation, cellular component: plasma membrane.